CAAAUACCACCAAAAAUAAAAAAGCAAAGGAACGUAAUGCGAUCGAUCUCAAAUGGUUUCCUCAAUCAUCUCCAGCCUAGCACUCAUUCAAGCCUCGCGAGGAUUAUCCAAACAAGCAGUCAACAACUCCGACAAACCUCUACCCUGCCGGAUUAUCGACUCCAGCCGAAGAAAUGGACACGAAAGAUUCUCUUAAUUCGAUCACACGAUGGCCAGAAGAUCCACUCAAGCUCAUACGUCACUUCGAGUGCUCAUCGCCAUAAUCAAUCAGACAAGGCCUUGAUCGACGAACUUCGCAGAUUAAGUCAUGGUCAAGAGAGCGCCCAACCCAUGCUAGGCCCAUUCAUGAUGCCGAGGGGUACGGUAAACGAGAAGCCGUUGAGGCACGACGAAUACCAUCACUGGUCUCGAGUAGGUUGGUCUGAACGGAUACGUCGGGUGUUCCGGAUGGGUCGGAACUUGGUCAUCGUUAGCUUUGGGGGUUGUCUAGGAAUCCUGGUGAUCUACAGCAUCACAUCCGAACUAUUCGCACCUUCAUCGACUACCAACCUGAUGAACAUGACCAUCAAGACCAUACAAGAAUCAGAAGAGCUCAACAAGAUCUUAAAAUCGCCCAUCAAAUUCCACACAUCUCCAACCCCCUCAGGGAACUCGAUCAGUAAGAGGACCAGCGGGAUUCCUCAGAGUAUCCAACAUCAAACUGGAGUAGUCGAAUUAAGAUUUUGGGUUGAGAGUUGUAAACCAAGUCUACUCGAAGGAGAUUGGAAGAGUUGGGAGUGGUGGAAAAGCUGGAUCGGUCCCUUGAUCACCUCCGAAGUUUACCACUAUCCUUCCCAUCGAUCAGCCGACUCGAAUUCCAACUCCUCAAACGAUUCUCAAGCCUCUGGAACUGAGAAUCAGUCAACCCGAUGGUGGCCUGGUCUCCUCAAAUCGAUCAUGCCCAAUACUCUCGGCCGAUCCUCAAGGGCCUCGAAUGAUCAGAAGUCGUGGGCUGAGCGAUUUUUCUCAAAUCAUGGCAGCUUCGAACAUGGUGAAGUCGUGGCCGAAUUAAUCAAAGAAUCCAACGGAGAAUGGAGGUAUAAAAGUUUGGUGAUUGAUUUCCCAGACUCGCAGAAUGUAAAAUACCGGUUAAAUGUAUCCAAUGAAUUGAAGAGGAAACAGAGACUCGCGAACCAUCGAACAGCAGGACAAGCUGAUGGGGACGAAGAUAAUCCAAAACAACCUACCCGUUAUCGGUUCUGGAAUCGCCGGAUAAAUCUAUGAUCAAAUUUCAUCAUCUGUUUAUCUAUCUACUAACCACCCUUCCCUUAGGAAAAAAAAAAUAAGAAGAAUCAAAAUACCAAUGCCUUUCUUUGGUUUCUCAUUCCAGAAAAUAAAAUUGUCUUCCAGGAUCACAUCUGUGUUCCACAUACAAAAUGUUUUGAAACAUAACACAAUGACAUUC
Messenger RNA from Puccinia graminis f. sp. tritici CRL 75-36-700-3, 1444 nucleotides. RefSeq lists its product as uncharacterized. Gene Ontology annotation, cellular component: TIM23 mitochondrial import inner membrane translocase complex. Gene Ontology annotation, biological process: protein import into mitochondrial matrix. Bases 37 to 1263 code for a protein of 408 amino acids. The transcript has 3 exons. The record is from RefSeq and is a predicted model, not a curated record. NCBI's taxonomy places the organism in Eukaryota, Fungi, Basidiomycota, Pucciniomycetes, Pucciniales, Pucciniaceae.